This is a messenger RNA of Spirodela intermedia, 705 nucleotides long. The record is from the annotation of a GenBank genome assembly. Lineage: Eukaryota; Viridiplantae; Streptophyta; Magnoliopsida; Alismatales; Araceae.
AUGGAGUCGAACUAUUGGUCAUUUGCUUCUGCCUCUUCUUCUUCUCGGGCGGCGCAGGAGAAGAGGACGAAGAGAAGACCAAAGAAAUCAAACACCGGACCAGCAGAGGCCCGCACCGGAUGUGGAGCGAGAUUCCUCGGCGUGAGGAGACGGCCGUGGGGGAGGUACUCUGCGGAAAUACGGGACCCCACCACGAAGGAGCGUCACUGGCUCGGGACAUUCGACACGGCCGAAGAAGCUGCCGUCGCCUACGACCGCGCCGCCCGGUCCCUCCGUGGAGCCCGCGCCCGGACCAACUUUCCUUCCUCCGACGCCCCACCAGGCUCCUCUGUCAUAACCUUCCUCCCCGAGGAGGAAAACGAGAGCAACAACUCCACCUACCCUCUCAACUACAGUACCUGUAAUGACCACCAAGGCACGCCCCAGGAACCAAACUUCUUCCCUGUCACGGCGGUAGGAUCCUUCUCUGAGCUCCUGUGGCUCCCAGACCGGAUAGGCGGCCUGCAGCAGAGCUCAUGGUGUUAUCCGGGGGAGUUCACCAGCGCCGAUAGCAGCAGCUCCUCAGCGAUCGACAGCGGCGGUAGUCUACCUUUUAACGGACCCUACCUGCACACCCCCAUGUUCAGCAGCGUGUCCCCACCUUUCGAAGCCACAUACCCCGCCGCCGCCUUGCCGGAGCUGGGGUUCCCCUCGUGCUUCCUCUAA